AUGAAACUGGCUGAUGACCUCAGUGCAACGGAGUCGGCUUCUUUCGAUCAAACAUGCCAAUUCAACCCUUCUCAACAGCCAAUUCAUUCCAAUGAUCGCGAUGCAGAUGUGAAGAAGAAAAUCGUGCUUUUCAACCUACCCGAACCAUUUGGUGAUGAUCAGAUGAAAGAACAAGCCGAUCGGAAUGCUUUUCUACAAGUUCUAUAUGCGAUCAACGCCGGAAGUUUGGCCGGAAAUAUUCGCGAGAUCAAACGAGAAGGACAAUUUGAACAAAAUGGAAGACCUCGUCGUGUAAUUGUGAUAUUCACCGAUGAAAAUGUGCAACGAAACGUUGUCGAAUGUGCCCGGCAACUCUCAAAGAUUCGUCAACUGAAACAUCUAGCGCUUUAUGCUUACAAAUCACCGGCACAACGAUCUGAACCACUUCCGAAACAACAAACGAAACGUCAAAACAACAAAGCACGGCCGACGAGAGCGGAUGGGUAUCAAGGUGGCACUUCUCGGAAGAUUCCCGAUCAAAAGUUUGAACAAAGAGGUCAUAAACAAGACGGAACACCUUCGAACGUGCAGUCCAAUGAUGUGACUCCAAAUCAUCAACAACAAAUCUUCAACAACUCUUUCGGAUUUCAACACAAUGGCGCUAUGCCAGGCAAGAGGCAACAAAAUGGAAUGAACGGCCAACACCAUGCAAAUCAACAAGCACCAUUUCUACCGCAAAUGUUCAACAAUGCUUUUGGUUUUGCACCAAAUUUUGCCCCGCCAGGAAAUCCUCAACCGGUUCCACCAAAGCCUUUCAACCCAACCGAUCCGCAAUUCCAAAUGAUGAUGGAAAUGUACGGAAUGUUUCUCAACUCUCAACAAGCACAACAAAGCAAUCCUUCCGUGCCGUCAAAUGUGCCAACAUCAGCAAAUGAGUUUUCUGAAGAAAAUGAUAUGACUUCUCAAUUUCCCCACGCUUCACCGGUGCCGAUGGAAACUGAUGACAUUGAGCUUGAAGCACCGACUUUGGCUGAGCAACAGGCAAAUUUUAAGCGAUUGAAUUUCCCGGAACAAAUGGAAGAAGUGGAUGCUUCCAAUGGAGUUCAAAGGAAAAACGGUUGCAAUCAACACUUCGAUACUCCACUCGCCAGAAAAUUUGACUCUGAUCAACGAAGCGCUGUCGAUUCGCUCAACGGACACCAAGGUGUGAAUUUGAUUCGUGAAGCCCAACUUAACGCCCACAAUAUCAACGCCCGUCUACAAGAUCUAUCACCCGAACAAGCGAAACUCUUCCUGAACACUUUAAGCAAGAAUUUGUGGAGAGAAGACAAACAAGAAGAUUUCUCGAAGGAACCAUUGGAGAAAGCUGUGGAUGACUUCAUUCUAUUGGAUCUUUCGGAUGAAAUUCCGCCAAUUGAAACAAAACAACCAAGUGAUUGCAAUUCAUCAAAUGAUCCACAAAACUUCAUGAAUCCACGAGAGAACACAAUCGGACCAAUUGUUGCUGAUAUCUACGAAGACAACAAUCCAAGAAAACUUUUUGGAACUUCUCAAAUCUCUCAAAAAAGCAACAUUGACCGGAAAUUUGAAGAUCAAGAUGUCGUCUCAGCUGCAAAACCGAAAUUCUCCUUCAUCUCCUCAAACACUUCAUUCCACGAGUGCCAAACAAAUGUACAACAACUUGUCAAGCAAUUUGAAAAAGCUCCGAAUUCUGAUUGGCCUCCAAGAUUGACCUAUGAUUUGAAGCCGACUCAAAUGAAAUUCCCGCCGGCUUUCGAAGCUCCAACUUACGAAGAUUCUCAACUUUCUGAAAAUUCAAGAUAUGGACAAAUUUCCAACUCAAAUCAAAAAUCUUACUAUACAACUAUUGAAACUGAGAGGGAAAAUGGAAAUGGAUCAGUUGCAAAGCCGAAAGAAGACUCCCUGAUGACCCCAAUUGGUUUGCGCUUGUCUGCUCAGCGAAGUUCAUCGAGAUUGUUGGAUCACGCUGCACGAGCUCGUCCGCACCACACCUCGGACACGCUGUCAAUCAAUGAGACUCGAACUUGGAUCUAUCAGUUAAUCGAUCCAAUUCUCAAAGCUUGUACAAUGAUUCAGAGAAAUUUGCUUGAUCUUGAUCAGCAGAAGGAAGAGCUGAUGCAAGCUGAGAACAAUGUUGAAGAAUUGAGGAGAUUGGCGACGAUUCGAGUGACUUCAAUGGAAAUCUUAACGCUAUCGAUGCCCCAAACCGUUUGUCGGAGUCAAAAAUGUGCAAGAUAUGAAAGGAUUGAUGGAAAAGAAGAGUUGAUCUACAGGGUUUGCCACAAAGAUUGCAAACUAAGCGAUAAUGAAAGACUUGACGAAUGUGCAGUCUUUGGUCGUAACCAGCUCUGCACUGAAUGCUCCUGUCACAUAAAUGAUCACGAACGAAUCUCGUACGAACAACGAAUGACCACAAAAUCUCUGGAAAACCCGCAAAAACUCGCCUCACAAGCGAAUGCGGCCGAGAUGAAGAAAAGCUCCAUUCGAAAAUUGCAGCGACUCAUCGAUGGAUAUCAAAAAGAAUCCAACUACAUUUUGUUCGCAAUGGCAACUUUUUCUGGGUUCCUUGCUUGGAAUGGGAUCACUCAGAAAACGAAUCUCUUUGAACAACACUUACAGAAACUGAUUGUGGCUGAAGAAAAGAAAAUGAAAAGCGUAGCUGGGGUGGAUGCGGAUGAAUUCAAUCAAUUGCUCGAACUCAGUGUGACUUAUGGAGAUAUUUGCAAACAAUUUGUUUAUCAACGAGACUCGGCAAAGAUCUCACUUGAUGCCCUGCAAGAAAUUCGACAAAAGUUGUUCUCUUUGCCGCUGAAUGGCGCAAUGAUUGCACAGAUUUUCGAUAUUCAUGUGAAAACCGAUCAUCAGGAUUAUGAGGCAACUGUGACACGCUGCGAGAAAUCGAUGUUUCAG
This is a messenger RNA of Mesorhabditis belari, 2910 nucleotides long. Lineage: Eukaryota; Metazoa; Nematoda; Chromadorea; Rhabditida; Rhabditidae. The record is from the annotation of a GenBank genome assembly.